Molecule: messenger RNA, 1137 nt
Organism: Batrachochytrium dendrobatidis JAM81
Lineage: Eukaryota; Fungi; Chytridiomycota; Chytridiomycetes; Rhizophydiales
Product: ubiquitin-protein ligase peroxin 12
Exons: 6
Coding region: 1-1137 (378 amino acids)
Biological process (GO): protein monoubiquitination; protein import into peroxisome matrix
Cellular component (GO): peroxisomal importomer complex; peroxisomal membrane
Molecular function (GO): ubiquitin-protein transferase activity; zinc ion binding; protein binding
Source: RefSeq, a predicted model, not a curated record
AUGAACUUUCUAUCGCAUUUAGACAGCUCACAGAUAUUCAGUACAGAAGAUGCCUACAAACCGUUUUUAUUCGAAUUGAUUUCUCAAGACAAAAUGCGUGAGCUGCUUCAGCCUGCAUUCAAGUACAUUCUCACUGUUGCUGCUCAAAGCUAUCCAAGAUGGCUGCUCCUUGCAUAUCGUCACGAUAAACUGAUAUAUGCGCUAAUCAUGGCCAUCAUAGAUUAUCAUAGACUUUGCAGAUGGGGUGGAUCUUUUACUGAAACCUUUUAUGGCCUUUGUCGAUCCGGAGUUAAAGAUUCAUCAUCCACCACCACAUCUCUCUCACCAUCUCAGAUUCGGAAAUCUCUUGCAGCACUGAUUCUUGUUCCGUUGGUUAAAUCCAAGUUGGACGAGAUUCACGAAAGACUUGCACAGAGACGGACCUCGGAACGAUUUGUGGGGUUUGUCCCAGAAUCAGAUUCUGAAACUCAAAGUCCUAGCACCAAUCUAUUUAACAGUUCAUCAAAUCUGGAAAAACUUGGGAAAAUAGCCGUCAAGGUUUUUAAAGCAGGCUAUCCAUAUACAAAUGCCGCAUAUUCGGCCAUUAUUCUUGGAUUUCAGAUUGCGUACAUGUAUGGCAAAACUCCAUACUAUAGUCCUUGGCUUUAUUUGUGUGGUUUGAAACUAAAGCGAUUGAGUGUAUCAGACUAUCAAGAAUACGAUCGCAAAGCAAGACAGACAAGAGGACAGGCUUUAGAUGUAAUAUCCAACUCUCGUGGCAUGCAAUUCGUUGCUCGUGUACUGCAAUUUGUAGCGGGUGAGCUUGUUGGGGUGAUUCAAUAUGCGAUUCCAAUGGGAAUACUUCUUUUCAAGUUUUUGGAAUGGUGGUAUGCAUCUGAUCAUCAUAAAUCUGCCAACAUGCUGCCAAUUCCACCACCUCCAGAUCCCAUUCCUCCACACAUUGAUGGAACCAAGCUUCCAAAAGAUGCUCAUAUAUGUCCAUUGUGCAGUAAACCACGUACAAACUCGGCAAUGCUCUCCACAGGAUAUGCGUUUUGUUAUCCCUGCAUCUUCAACUAUGUGUCCGAGUAUGGGAAAUGUCCAAUCACAUUUAUUCCAUUACGCAUUGAUAAUUUACGCAAGAUUUAUCACACAUAA